Molecule: messenger RNA, 1710 nt
Organism: Panicum hallii
Lineage: Eukaryota; Viridiplantae; Streptophyta; Magnoliopsida; Poales; Poaceae
Product: MLO-like protein 9
Exons: 8
Coding region: 10-1710 (566 amino acids)
Biological process (GO): defense response
Cellular component (GO): membrane
Source: RefSeq, a predicted model, not a curated record
UACGGCGGCAUGGGGGGCGGCGGCGGCGGCGGCAACGCGCGCGAGCUCGACCAGACUCCGACAUGGGCCGUGGCGUCGGUGUGCGGUGUGAUCGUGAUCAUCUCCAUCCUGCUGGAGAAGGGGCUCCACCACGUGGGCGAGUUCUUCUCGCACCGCAAGAAGAAGGCCAUGGUGGAGGCCCUGGAGAAGGUGAAGGCGGAGCUCAUGGUGCUGGGCUUCAUCUCCCUCCUCCUCGUGUUCGGGCAGAACUACAUCAUCAAGAUCUGCAUCAGCAACCACGCCGCCGACACCAUGCUCCCCUGCAAGCUCAAGGCCGUGGAGGCGGUUGCUGCUGGUGGUGGUGGUGGUGAGGGCGGCGGCCAGGAGCACGGCGGCGCGGGCGUCCCCGAGAAGAAUAAGGGCGGCGAGGCCGAAGCAGGCGCCGAGCACCUGGGGGGCGUGGUGGCCUGGGCACCCCCCUACUAUGCCGGCGGCGGCGCUGGGUCGUCGUGGCACCACAGCAGCAGCAGGCUCCUGGGCGAGGCGAACAUGAAGACGAAAUGCCCCGACGGGAAGGUGUCGCUCAUCUCCAUCAACGCGCUGCACCAGCUGCACAUCUUCAUCUUCUUCCUGGCGGUCUUCCACGUCUCGUACAGUGCGAUCACAAUGGCACUGGGCAGGGCCAAGAUACGUGCAUGGAAAGAGUGGGAGAAAGAAGCGGCAGGGCAAGAUUACGAGUUCUCAAAUGACCCUACGCGUUUCCGGUUUACUCACGAGACGUCGUUCGUGAGGCAGCACAUGAAUGUGCUGAACAAGACCCCAGCAUCCUUCUACAUCAGCAACUUCUUCCGUCAGUUCUUCCGAUCCGUUCGGAAGGCGGACUACUGCGCGCUGCGGCACAGCUUUGUGAACGUCCAUCUCGCCCCUGGCAGCAAGUUUGAUUUCCAAAAGUACAUCAAGCGCUCUCUGGAGGACGACUUCAAGGUGAUCGUGGGCAUCAGCCCCCCGCUGUGGGCGUCGGCUCUCAUCUUCCUGCUGCUCAACGUCAACGGGUGGCACACCAUGCUGUGGAUCUCCAUCAUGCCUGUCGUCACCAUCCUCUCCGUGGGCACCAAGCUGCAGGGCAUCAUCUGCCGGAUGGCCAUCGACAUCACGGAGCGGCACGCGGUGAUCCAGGGCAUCCCGCUGGUGCAGGUCAGCGACUCCUACUUCUGGUUCGCGAGGCCAACGUUCGUGCUCUUCCUCAUCCACUUCACGCUCUUCCAGAAUGGCUUCCAGAUCAUCUACUUCCUCUGGAUCCUGUAUGAGUACGGGAUGGACUCUUGCUUCAACGACUCCAAGGAAUUUGUCUUCGCACGCCUCUGCCUAGGGGUGGUGGUUCAGGUGUUGUGCAGCUACGUCACGCUCCCACUCUACGCCCUCGUCUCUCAGAUGGGCUCCACCAUGAAGCAGUCCAUCUUCGACGAGCAGACUUCCAAGGCCCUCAAGAACUGGCGCGCCGGCGUCAAGAAGAAGGCCCCCACCAGCUCCAAGCACGGCGGCCACGGCGGCUCACCCGCCGGUUGCAGCCCCCGCGGCGGGAGCCCCACCAAGGCCGACGCGGAGAAGAAGAACGCCGCCCAUCAGCAGCAGGGCGACGCCGCCGGCACGGGGCUGCAGGCCGGCGCCGCCAAGAAAGCAGCAGCAGGCCAGCAGGAAGGCGAGUACGAAUUCAUCAAGAUCGACGAGUAG